CGGAUGCUGAAACUCCAGGAAUCUACUCGUGUAACGACCCGAUGCCUACUACCUAGUAGACAAUUAACCGUUGUUUGUAUCCGUAGCUUCCCCGAUCACCUGGUCAUUACUGGGUUGUUCCUUCUUCUAUCGAGUAUACAAAUAUCUAGUACCUGACACCAAUCCCUUAGCCGAAGCGCAAGUGCAUCUAGGCAUUUUUAAUUUCAUACAAACCCGCGAACUCAAUUGUUAUCAGUCCUGUACUUCUUCAGCAUUUUUGAAUCACUGGAUCCUAGAUUGGCCAUAAGACAUAAUCCGGUCAUCUGUUCAUCUGGUCAUCUAGUCAUUUCUAAUCUGACAUCCCACAUUCCUGGUCUCAAUCUGGAAUCUUAAAUUCAUGUGUCGGACAAGCUCGAGACUGUCUUGCGUCGAGCUGGCGAGUUAGCGAUUUUGCGCCUCACAACGGCCGAUCUGGAGAUCCGCAUCUGGACAUCUGUCCACCCUACUACGCUCUUGUACGAGGCGAAGAAAACAAUGGACCUCAUUACACAUCAUCUUUCCUGAAAAUUCAUAUUCUAUAUCAUAAUACCUAUCCGACCACCCCCUUCAUCAAAUGAGUUCUAAAAGCAUCUAAGCCACCAGCUAUUGGCGAAAUACCGAAAUCACCCCUCGGCGCAACAUGACAGCGCCACAACUAAAUGGCACCAAUGGGGUGCGUUCCGCGAACGUACCCACGAACGGAACCGCAAGCACUAAAGUCACGAAACCUAGAUUUUUCGAGGACUACGGGAUAUGGAAACAGGCUCCUAUCUUAACUGGAUCUACCAAGUUUGAACCCCUGUCAGAUGUGAAAAACAUCAUGAUUACAGGUGGUGCCGGCUUCAUUGCAUGUUGGCUUGUCCGCCAUCUUACCCUGACUUACCCACAAGCCUACAAUAUUGUAUCGUUCGAUAAGUUGGAUUAUUGUUCCUCGUUGAACAAUACUCGUAUGCUUAAUGAUAAGCGAAACUUCACUUUCUACCAUGGGGACAUUACUAAUCCCUCGGAAGUGCUGGAUUGCAUGGAGCGCUUCAAUAUAGACACAAUCUUUCAUUUCGCAGCGCAAUCGCAUGUCGACUUGAGCUUUGGAAACUCGUAUGGGUUUACUCACACGAACGUAUACGGCACCCACGUCAUGCUAGAGAGUGCGAAAAAGAUUGGUGUCAAGCGAUUCAUCCAUGUAUCCACCGACGAGGUGUAUGGCGAGGUAAAGGAUGACGAUGAUGACUUGUUAGAAACAAGCAUCUUAUCACCAACUAAUCCAUAUGCUGCAAGCAAGGCUGCCGCCGAAAUGCUGGUACACUCUUAUAUGAAGAGUUUCAAACUUCCAGCCAUAAUUGUCAGGAGCAAUAAUGUAUACGGGCCACACCAGUUUCCCGAGAAAAUAAUUCCUAAAUUUAUCUGCUUGUUGAAUCGACAGCGGCCAACAGUGCUCCACGGCGACGGGAGCCCUACUCGAAGAUAUUUAUAUGCUGGUGAUGCGGCCGAUGCGUUUGAUACGAUCUUACACAAGGGUAACCUUGGUCAGGUCUACAACGUAGGAUCUCAUGAUGAGAUUUCCAACAUUGAGCUGUGCAGGAUGCUUCUGACAGAGAUGGACAUCCCUCACAAAAGUCAAGAGGAUUUCAAUAAGUGGGUAAAAUACACACAUGAUAGGCCUUUCAACGACCACCGAUACGCUAUUGAUGCAACUAAGCUACGGCGCCUAGGUUGGAACCCAAAGACUUCUUUUAUUGAUGGCUUGAAGAUCACCGUCGAUUGGUAUAAGCGUUUCGGUGAAGAAUGGUGGGGUGAUAUUAGCAAAGUCCUCAGCCCUUUUCCGAUUGUUGUUGAGGCUGAAGUUGUAUCUGACAAAGAGGAGAUAUGCGAUGAGCCUCAGCGGCCAAAGAAACGAAAGUCGCCUAAUUAGUGGUCAUCAAUAUCCACGUAGGAGUGGAUUAUCCUCGCCUAUACCCCUGACAUUAUUCUAAAGAACGAAUGCAUUGAUGGAGUUGGGACACGUUUAUACGGACGAAGCCUCGGAUUUGGGAGGAAUGGAGAGUACGAUCUCAUUGUGAUAUUGAUACCAUGGGAAGUGCAAGUGGCACAGGUUCCUAUUUCUAUAAGGACAACCUAAAUGCUGGAGCACUAUUUCACCUUAAUCGGCAAAUAACGAAUAGACCAUGAUUUUUUCUCAAGCGUAUACCUAUCUUGGUAAUCCUACUCUAUACUGAGCCGCAAUUCUUGUAAUAUGCACGGGUCUUAUAGAAGUGUCGGUCAAGAUUCUUUGGGGGUGUUAACUAAAUAGACUUUAGGUUACAUUCACCUACUAUUUCAUGAG
Messenger RNA from Annulohypoxylon maeteangense, 2338 nucleotides. RefSeq names its product NAD(P)-binding protein. The coding region runs from base 659 to 1927 and encodes 422 amino acids. The transcript is spliced from 4 exons. The record is from RefSeq and is a predicted model, not a curated record. Lineage: Eukaryota; Fungi; Ascomycota; Sordariomycetes; Xylariales; Hypoxylaceae. Gene Ontology annotation, biological process: nucleotide-sugar metabolic process. Gene Ontology annotation, molecular function: dTDP-glucose 4,6-dehydratase activity.